UUUAUUGAAAGCCAUGCGCAUUUACGAUAUUUACAGUAUUUAAAUAUUUAAGCUUCCGACUGCAAUGAAAUCGGAUACUUGAAUACCCUCCUCCUCUUUAACAUGAUAUAUUUAUCCUGCAAACCUUAAUAAAUACAUCAUCCCAAACUGUGGAACACAUACUCCGCAAACUCUUCAUCUUGUCGCAUUUGGCACCGGGGAUAGAGCACAUUGGGGGCUAUUUUUAUUCCCAACAGGACGGCCGAUCCGACCGGAACCCUUAUGCGCGUCAUGAUAGGAGACAAUGACGACGCAAAAGUCCGGCGGAGAUCAGGCGGAGCUACUUGUGAACCGGUUCUAACUCUCGCGCAGUUCUGCAAAGAAGGAUUGUUUGUGCCUCUUACAGGAUUACAUGCAUCACGAGAGGAAGUUGAAGAUGCUGCGAGAGCGUGCUUCCCAAGGUUUGAGUACAAUCAUUCUUCUCAACAACUGCCAGAUGUUCACUAUUGAUGUCUGGAUGGAGUUAAAUACAUGGAAGAUUCCCAUCUCAGAUCCAGCAAACUUCAAUCAAUCUUAUCCGGGAGCAGUACAGAACAACUCCUGUCAAAAUUCAGCAAUUUCUCGACCGAAACAAACAAAGCACUGGAGAGCAUCAGCCUGAGUCUUCAGAUCCACGAUUCUCUUUUGAUUAACAGCAACGUCCUCCUGUCAACGAAUGCGCCGUGAAUUGGGCUGUCCUUAAGUGGAAGCCCGUCUGUGAUUUUCCAUCGUUUGAUGUAGUCAAACUGACUUUGUCCUGCAAGUUAACAAUCAAAGCAAGAGCAAUAUUACAGAAAUAGCCUUGGGCAAAACAGUUUCAUCUGAAUAUCCGUAAAUUUAAGGCGCCUGGCAAGCAUUUUGGCCACAGCAUAGCCAAUUCGCAUCACACUCAAGUAUAGGGCCUCGUCGAAUUAGUUUAUGUCUACAGAAUGAACUUCAAAGGGUGCUUUGCCGAGGGGCGGGCGGAAAAUCGUCUUCUGUUGUCUGGUCGCCAUCGAAUUGAAACACAGUUACCUUCUUGCAUAUUUAUGAUCAAGGAGCUCCACUACCUGGCGACUGACUGGUUUUUACUUCUCUCCAUCAUUGGGAAAAGAAAACACUUUCUAUUCCUUAAACAUUUUUCAAUGCGCCAGAAGAACACGCCUCUGGACGCGCUCCUCGGAAUUUUUGGAACUCUGAUCUUGAUAUCGCUUAUCGCGCCUGCAGGAGUUGCGUGGGAGCGGGCGCAUAUAAAAACGAACGAAUAUCAAGAACCAAAAAGAAUUCUGCUAUCCCAAACGCAAAGGAAGCCAAAUUCCCACAUAAGCUUUUCACUGCCUGUCCGCCUGUCUGUCUGUUUGUACGAAAACAGACUUAAUGACUGCGGAAAUGGAGCCUCCUCUUGCGCUCCGGGGUCUCAAUCCCUCCCCACCCGGAGCCCUCACUCUUCCGGCGGAGAUUCAGGAGAUGAUUCUCGCAGAGGUCGCACACAAUGCGCGGGAUGUACGGUCUGGGCAGGAGUGGAGAGGUUUGGUGGGGAAUUGUUUGUGUAUUAACUGUAUGUACAUUACAUACAUACCAAGUGCCUUGUUUGAUUAGAGUACAGGGAUAUAGUGAAUGUAGCUAAAUUGGAUUCUACACAGGGGCUUGGAACAGAUCGCUGGCACACCAGCUCCUGAGGAACUGCGAUAUCGAUAUCGAAAUGUUUCUCGCAUUUGCACCGGGGCCAAUUGCCGAGAAGGCAAUAGAUCGCUGGAUUGGUCAAGUCGGUGAGGAAACCAGAGCGAAACCCCGGCAGCGACAUAGAGCUUUAUCACCCGCAUCACGUUCGCGUUUGGAAACUAAGGAACUCCGCCUCGGCCUCCUCCUCGCAGCAUCGCGCGGCCUCGUCGGGUGCCUGCACGCUCUUGCAAGUACCGCCGUUGGCUGGGGCAUCGGCAUUGCCGAAACCAGCCUCCACAGCACAUCCAUUCUUCGAGAAGCCGUCCGCAGUGGGAAACUGGGCGUCGUCAAUUUCCUCUUGGAUCGCGGCGUGGGUCCCAGAGACCGGGACGCGAUCAUACCGGACUGGGCUCAAUUGCCCAUCGCAAUGGCUGUCCAGCGGCUCCAUGUCGAUAUCGCUGCUGCCAUCCUUGCUUUUGAUCCCGUGCCUGAUCAGGGGUAUGUGUUAUUUCGAGAUGAUGAGUGCGGAAGAAGCGCGCGUGUGGAUGACAUUGAUUGCUGGUGCUUACCUGGGCGCGAGAGCGAGUGGCGGCUAGAGCGGUUGCGUUAUGAAAUCGACCGGUUGGAUGUGGUUGUUAAGCAGAUUGGGGACUUUGGGUUUGCAGAAUGUCAGCAUCUGGAGUUGGUGUCGUGGGCUGCGUAUCGGUCGAGCAUGCCGAUGCUGAAGCUACUCGUUGAGCGUUACUCGUUUACGGUUGACGUAGAAAGGGAUUUGUAUUGGGCUUUCAGAGGUGGUGCGGAUGUGGAUGUCAUCCGUCUGUUGUUGCAGCAUGGGAAGCGUGGAGAGGUGGCUGCACCUGUGCUACCGAAUGACUUCCUUCUCAGUCGUUACCGUAUCAAGAGUAAACCACGAAGUGGUGCUGCUGGGAACUGGGAUCCUGAAUUUACGCGGAGCUACUAUGACAUGGUCCCAUUGCGACAACGAGUGCCAGUAAUUGACGCUGUCACUUAUUGCAAUGUGGAUAUGGUAAAGCUCUUGCUUGAUACUUUGUCAGAUGCUGAAGAGGUCAAUCGUACUGUCAACGAAUUCGACCCAUUUUGGAGGACACCACUUCAUUAUGCAGUGGAGAAAGGGGAUCAGGAUAUGGUUAGAUAUCUUUUGGAGUGCGGUGCUGAGGUCUGGCAGAGCUGUUUUGAUCUUGUUAGUCGAGAGGGCUCAACUGAUACGGUUGGGUUGGUUACCCGGUGGAUGAAAGAGCAUGAUCUCGAGGUUAAGCAGGAAUGAGUGAGGGCUUCAGACAGGGAUAUGUAUUUUAUCAAAUCGUGAAGAAAAAUGCGGAGUUUGUAGCCCCUUUAUCUAAGGUCAACAAGAGCAGAAGGAGAGAGGAAUAUAAGUUGUAGAUAACAGUCGAAAUCCAUAGCAAGCUAGAGUUGUCAAAAA
Messenger RNA from Blastomyces dermatitidis ER-3, 3100 nucleotides. RefSeq names its product ankyrin repeat-containing protein, variant. The record is from RefSeq and is a predicted model, not a curated record. NCBI's taxonomy places the organism in Eukaryota, Fungi, Ascomycota, Eurotiomycetes, Onygenales, Ajellomycetaceae. Bases 1700 to 2944 code for a protein of 414 amino acids. Gene Ontology annotation, molecular function: protein binding. The transcript has 3 exons.